CUCUCCUCCCAACAAGCUUCGACCUCAUCUUUCCAACAAGAACCGCACGGAAUAAACAUCAAACCGGCCACAACCCACCCGGAAAAGACGACAUACCCCGCCCUCCACCCCCAAAAAAUGGCCUCCCCCUCCUCCGUCCACUCCAAAGCCCACGCCUUCGCAACCUCCUACGCCGCCGCCAUGGCCCUCUCCCAAGACCCCUCCACCUCCUCCCCCCUCUCCGUCGCAACCGCCCUAGCAGCCCACUACUCCCCCAACCACACGACCUUCUCCCUCGGCAGCGUCAACCAAAUGGGCUCCGACCCCAUCCCCAUCGUCACGGGAUACCUCAACAUGCUCACCGCCUGCGGUCUCGGGUACAACAUCCACGUCACCAACACGCGGGUUGAGGUUAUCAGUGAUGCGGCGGCGGCGGUGUGGAUGACGUUUCGGAUUGAGCCGGCUGAGGGGGCGGGGGUGGAGGGAUGGGAGUGGACGAAUGUUUAUGGGUACAGGGAUGGUGGGAAGCAGAAUGGGUUGAGCGUGGAGGGGAAGUGGGAGUAUGCGAUUUCGGAUCAGGAGAUUGAGGGGGUGUUGAAGAGGAGGCCGGAUUUUUUGAGGGGGUUUGGGGCGGCUUAG
This is a messenger RNA of Zymoseptoria tritici IPO323, 618 nucleotides long. RefSeq lists its product as uncharacterized. The coding region runs from base 118 to 618 and encodes 166 amino acids. Lineage: Eukaryota; Fungi; Ascomycota; Dothideomycetes; Mycosphaerellales; Mycosphaerellaceae. The transcript has a single exon. The record is from RefSeq and is a predicted model, not a curated record.